GGCAAGUUCACGUGACGGUGCGCUGUAGGUCACGUGAUGAACCGGCGGGGCCGGCGAGAAGGAGAGACGGAAGCGGCGGAGGAUGACGGAGCGAGCGGCUGCCGGAGAGAAGUUCCAGCCAAGCGAGCACCAGCACCUGCGCUACAACCCCUUGCGUGAUGACUGGGUGCUGGUCUCUGCCCAUCGCAUGCGGCGUCCGUGGCAGGGGCAGGUGGAGAAGCCACCCCAGGAGGACAUCCCGCGCUGUGAUCCGGGCAACCCUUUGUGCCCCGGAGCCAAGAGAGCCAAUGGCCAGGUGAAUCCCCACUACGAGAGCACAUUUGUCUUUGACAACGACUUCCCUGCACUGCAACCAGAUGCCCCGGAGCCCGAUGCUGGCGACCACCCCUUGUUCCGUGCAGCGUCCGCUCGAGGCGUGUGCAAAGUGAUGUGCUUCCACCCCUGGUCUGACAUGACUCUGCCCCUCAUGUCACUUGCCGAGAUCCGCAGCGUAAUUGACAAGUGGUCGGAGAUAGCUGUGGAGCUGGGUGCUUCUUACUCCUGGGUGCAGAUCUUUGAGAACAAAGGAGCCAUGAUGGGCUGUUCCAACCCCCACCCUCACUGCCAGGUCUGGGCCAGCAAUUUCCUGCCCAACGAAGCCUCCCUGGAGGACCGGACGCAGCAGAAGCACCUUUGCGAGCGUGGCGUCCCCAUGCUGCUUGAAUACGCCCAGCUGGAGGCUGAGAGGAAGGAGCGGAUUGUAGUGGAGAACUCAGACUGGGUGGUGGUGGUGCCCUACUGGGCGGUGUGGCCUUUCCAAACCCUCCUGCUUCCUCGACGACGACACGUCCGCCGCCUUCAGGACCUCCAGGACGGGGAAAGAGACAGCCUGGCUUCCGUCAUGAAGAGGCUUCUCACCAAGUACGACAACCUCUUCCAGAUCUCCUUCCCUUACUCCAUGGGGUGGCAUGGAGCCCCAACAGGGUCCUACCUCGACGCUGACUGCAGCCACUGGCAGCUGCAUGCCCAUUAUUACCCACCUUUGCUGCGUUCGGCCACCGUCCGCAAGUUCAUGGUUGGCUACGAAAUGCUGGCUCAGGCUCAGAGAGACUUGACACCCGAGCAGGCUGCCGAGCGCUUGCGAAACUUGCCUGAAGAGCAUUAUCAGCUGAAACGAAGAGAAACUUCAUAGCGCAGAAGCACAAUUGGGACCUUUUGGGUUUGGGACACUUGGUUGAUCACUGUGGUUUUGGAUAAAGGGGAUCAGCGUGAAUCGUUCUUGUGGGGGAAAGCUUCUGUAAUUUGGGAGCUGUGCAGGGCACAUGGCGUGGGUUGUGUAUAGCUUUGGUAGCCGAGGCCGAGCUGGAAUUGUCUUUCUGCCCUGCUAAACCGAGGUCUUUUGAGGCCAAUCGAGCUUUUCUGGGAGAAUCAUCCUCUCCUCUUGGCGAAAAGGCUCUGCAAAACCUUCUGGGUCCACUAUUCCUGCAAAGGCUACGAUCUGUGGUUUCUGCAUUACAGGGGUUGGACCUCUCAGUGAACCUGGGUCCUUUCCACAGUUCUAUGAUUCUAUGACCCAAGCUGCUCUAAGAAACAGGCAUUGGAAACAAACCCUCCCAACACCGAACUUUUAAUGCUUCCACUGGUGGAUCACUUCUGUUCACUGUGUCCUCCUCCCUAUUGCAGGGAGCUACAGGUAUUAAGAUGGACCUUAUUUAGAAGCUGUAGUGGAUGUAUGGUAAUCCUCACCUUCCUCUCCUUUUCCAUACCUCCCCCCCCCCGCCCCGCCCCGCCCCGGCCGUCAUAAGCCUUCAGUUGUUUUCACUGAGGUCUUGAACACAAGGAACAUUUGUCAUACAUCUGUCCUGCUUGUGCAUAGACCCAAAUGCGUCCAGUCUAAAAAAAUGUAGUAUAAACAUCGACAACUGGGAAACACUGGCCUGUGAGCGCUCAAAUUGGAGUACAGCCUUUAGCAAAGGUGGUGUGGGCUUUGAAGACACUCGAACUCAGGACCAAGGGAGAAACGUGCUAAGAGGAAGGCACGCUUGGCAAAUCCACACCGUGAUCAACUCCUGCCCGGAAACCAAUGUCCCCACUGUGGAAGGACGGGUGGAUCCAGAAUUGGCCUCCACAGUGACUUACAGACUCACUGUUAAGACCAUGUUCAUGGAAGACAAUCUUACUCGCCUACGAGGGUUUGCCAAAGAGAGAAGAAGAAGUGUCUAAGUUAGAGGAGUGGCCAGGAAAUGGCUGAAGAUGGCUGGUCUGGGUUGUGGUGAAGAGGCCAAGUGCAAAUGGGAGACUGCUCCCAGGAGCUCUGCUAGAUGUCAGCCCCAUAGCUGCAUCCCUACCUGAAAAUGGGAAAUUGUUCAGUGCCACAGCUAGAGGUCGCUGAAAUGUCCUAGCUAGAGAGAGCAGCUCAAAGCUCGGCUUGGCGGAGUCGUCUGCUUCCUGCUGCUCUUUGCGGCCAAGGAGAUAGUUCUUAAAUGCCUCUGAACGCAUUCAGUUCCCCCUCUCCCCUGCCACUUCCAAUCUCUGUGUGGUGCUGAAUCAGCUCAAUGAAUAGGCAACAGAUAAAUCUCAAUGAAGGAGAAAGGGAUUAGCAGGAGGACGUUUCAGUUGACUUCCUUUCUCCAUCGUCUCCCGGAGCCUGGACAGGACAGGGUUAAGAAGAGAUACUUGGCAAGAGGCGGGGAUGAAUUUUGGCUCCAUUCUCAACCCCUCUUUUUUAAAAAACAAAAACAAAAUCCAAAUCCUUUCAAAUAAAAAUGUAAAGGAAAAUCUGUUCUACUAAACAGCCUAUUCUUUCAGUUUUCAUCCGCUCAGUUCUAGCAGCGGAAUCUGCAGUCCCUCCAUGUGUAUCUCAGAGAUGCUAGAAAGGGUGGGAUGUACGGUAUAUGAGCUUAGCCUGACAUGUUCUGACUGCAGUGAGCCUCCUCCAGAGGGCUGAUUUCUUUACAGGCUGCUCAGAGACCCUUUAGACGGCAAAGCCAUGCAGGGUCUCUUAAUGUGGGUGGUCUUCGAGCGGGUUUCAUUUUGAAGCUAGUUUCUAGCUUUUUGCAGGAAGCUGAGCAGAGGUGUGAGCACAGAACACACUUCCUGGGGAGGGGCCUUGAAGUGAUGGAGUGAAGGGGCGGCUGGCCGGGCUCUUCUUGCCUGCGUAUGGUCCAGCAGUCUAGGGUCUGCUCCGGCCGGCUUGUUCAAACCUGUUGCAGCAGGUAUUUCCUUAGGCCUCUGACUGAGUGAAGUUGGACACAGCAGCUGAAAGGCAGCAGAAUGUGCAAAUGGUGUCUGUAGCAUCAGCUGCGCAGCCAUAACACACCGUCCCUUGUUCUAGGCCUGGACAUGCCUUUUGAAGCAGCACUGGGCAUUUGGCUCAGAAGCCAGUCCAGGGAGGCUUGCCCUGUUUUCCCUCCCGCCUCGCCGGCAAAAGCCCUGGUGCCUAAUUAAUUUUCACACUCGUCUGCCCUCAGCGCAACUCCAGCGGCUGCCUCUGGCCGCCUCCUGCUUGCGUGCCCGAGGCAGCUGGCUGGAGGCCGACAUUUCGGCUGCCUCUGAACGCUGUUAACACAGUGUAUUUAGGAGUCAUCUUCUUCCUAAUGGGAGUCACAGCUUUAUUCCCCUCUCUCCUCCUGCAUCUAAAUUGUCAAAUUUAUUUUUAAAGGCCCAUUUGUAAUUAAUCUUUACGCCGCCUGGAGGAAUUGAGAUUCCGCGCCCGCCUCCGAGCUACUGCUUCCAAGCGGAAACAGAUGCCUGGUGCGAAAACAGCCCCAGGGUGCUGCAGAGAGGCAUUUUGUGGCUUGAAACACCAGAGGGAGGGUGUGUGUGUGUGUGUGUGUGUGAGUGAAGUGUGUGUGCAAGGCCAUGGGGUGGGGAAGGCUUGAGUCUUGGCUCAGCCACCGAUUCCUUACUUGACCUUGGACAUGUCCUCAGAAGCGCUGGGUGUAAGCCGAGGAAGAGCUCUGCCAUUUGUGGCUCAAACUGCUGCAUCUUUUGAUUUGAUAAGCUGCUAAGAACAUCAGAAGAACUCUGCUGGAUCAGGCCAAUGGCCCAUCUAGUCCAGUAUGCUGUUCUCACAUUGCCCAAUCCGCACCAGAGUCCUCUCCCUUCCAGCGGUUUCCAGCAACUGGUGUCUUGCAACAGCCAUCUGCCGCAACAACGCAUCAUUUGCCAAAAGCUCCAGAAGGGAGGAGAAAACCCCACACCCUGCCCAUCUCUGGCAUGUGGCCCCUCGAAGGUUGCCUGCAAGGAAAUGCGGCCCUUGAGCUGAGAAAGGUUUCUACCAUGCUCCCAAUAGGAUUCCUAAUGGCACGAGGUGAGCAGAUCACUACAUUAAUGCUAAGCAUGAUCUUCAUUGGCUGUUAGGCAGAUUCUGCUCUUAAAAGUCUUUCCGUUCUUGCCGCCGUCACCAGAUAGCAAUGGAAAUGUGAUCCAUCCUACAGGACAGCUGGCCAACCCAGCCUUCCCAGGAGGCUCACAAAAGUGUCCUGAAAGGAGGAAAGGGUGCUUUUAAAUUAUUAUUAUUAUUUUUUAAAAAACCCCUCUCUGUUCUCUAGCUGCGAGCAGUGAAAAUUCCACCUAUCCCACAACGAGGAUUGCAUUAUUGUGUUUAGUUUGUGUCCCGGAGGCAGGGAAUAUCCUCGGAGGAAGGGAGCAAAUGGCAUCUUAAAGGUAAAGGGACCCCUGACCAUUAGGUCCAGUCGUGACCGACUCUGGGGUUGCGCACUCAUCUCGCAUUAUUGGCCGAGGGAGCCGGUGUACAGCUUCCAGGUCAUGUGGCCAGCAUGACAA
Molecule: messenger RNA, 4767 nt
Organism: Zootoca vivipara (common lizard)
Lineage: Eukaryota; Metazoa; Chordata; Lepidosauria; Squamata; Lacertidae
Gene: GALT
Product: galactose-1-phosphate uridylyltransferase
Biological process (GO): beta-D-galactose catabolic process via UDP-galactose, Leloir pathway
Cellular component (GO): cytoplasm
Molecular function (GO): zinc ion binding; UDP-glucose:hexose-1-phosphate uridylyltransferase activity
Source: RefSeq, a predicted model, not a curated record